This is a messenger RNA of Vigna umbellata (rice bean), 1113 nucleotides long. Lineage: Eukaryota; Viridiplantae; Streptophyta; Magnoliopsida; Fabales; Fabaceae. The record is from RefSeq and is a predicted model, not a curated record.
UGCUCUUUCCCCACCACGCUAACCCCAUUUCCUAAAACCUCUCACUCCCUCUCACACUCUUCAGCCAUGGCGGCACUCAAGCUUCUCCUCUCCCAAGCUCGCCGCCAUUCCCUCGCCAAACGCGCUUACUUCCCACACUCUCCUUUCACUCUCACCUCUCACCGAUCCCUCUGCUCUUCCUCCGAUUCAAACUCAAACCCUCCCGCCAGACCCUCCCAACCCAUCCCCAUCCAACCAGUUUCCUACCCUGUCAAGCCCAAAUCCCCGCCGCCAGAACCCUCGCCGGAAUCCUCACCACCACCUGCCGAACCGCAAUCCCUCCGACCGCCGUCGGUCUCGCAGCGCGCGUGGACGCGCGAGGACAUCCGAUACGUGAAGGACGCGCCGCCGAUUGGAGUAGUGUCGUACGGCCCGCGGGUGGCGCCUCUCCCCGAUGACAAGGUGGCGGACGAAGGGGCGGAGAUUGAAAGGAAGAAGAUCGAGGCGGAGAAUGAGCUGAGGAUGAGAAUGGCGAAGGCCUACGAAGAGGAGCGUAUGAAGGUGCCGUUUCCGCUUCUGAUUAAGCCCAAAAAGAACGAGAAGCCACCUCCGCUUGAUUUGGCAGAAGCCAUUCGCCAAAUUAAGGCCAAUGCCAAGGCAAAGUUUGAUGAAACUGUUGAAGCACAUGUAAGAUUGGGUGUUGAUUCAAAGCGAACAGAACUGGCAGUUCGUGGUACUGUGAUUCUGCCUCAUGGUGCUCCCAAGGCCGUCAGUGUGGCUGUUUUUGCAGAAGGGGCUGAGGCAGAGGAAGCUAAAGCUGCAGGAGCUGAUAUAGUUGGUGGUAAAGAGCUUAUUGAGGAGAUUGCUAGUGGUAAAAAUAAGCUCAAAGUUGACAAAUGCUUCUCGUCUCCUGGAAUGGCACCUCAUCUUGGAAAGAUAGCACAAUACCUCAGAAAGCGCAGACUGAUGCCAGAUAAGAAGCUAGGUACUCUCACCAGUGAUAUUGCAGGGCAGUUGAAAGAGUUAAGACAGGGUCGUGUGGAGUUUAAAAUGGAAAGUAAAUCAAUUUUGCAUGUGGGACUUGGAAAGGUACUGUGGUGUUCUUCCAACUCCUUAUAGACUUGGUUUCGUGCA